CUUAUUUUGUUUUUGCAGUUCUUUCGACCCGAGAUCGGAACCCAACCCAAACGGGCGCUCCUCUCCUCCCUCCACCCUCUCUCUCUCUGAACUUCGACAGUUUUUUUGGACCCUCUCUCUCUCUAUAGCGCUGGGAGUUGGACUGAAUUGAGGAGCUGAUGGGGAGACCUCCGAGUAACGGAGGGCCCGCCUUCCGCUUCAACCCGGCUGAGGUAGCGGAGAUGGAAGCUAUUCUGCAGGAACACAAUACUCAGGUGCCGACACGUGAAGUUCUCGUAGCUCUUGCUGAGAAGUUCAGUGCUACAGCAGAACGAUCCGGAAAGGUUGUCGUUCAAAUGAAACAAGUAUGGAAUUGGUUCCAAAAUAGGCGGUACGCUCUUAGGGCAAAAGCAGCCAAGGCUCCUGGUCCUGGAAAGUUAAGUGUAACACACACACCUCAGGAUGAUUCAUCUACAGUGAGAAAUGUGCCUCAAGCCCCUCAACCCGUACCUGCUCCUCCAGGAAGGACUGUUUCAGAUAAUUCUCAGUUGGAGUUUGAAGCUAAAUCUGCAAGGGAUGGUGCUUGGUAUGACAUUGCAACCUUUCUAUCUCAUAGAUAUCUUGAUACGAUUGAUCCGGAAGUUCUGGUUCGGUUUGCUGGUUUUGGAGCUGAGGAGGAUGAAUGGGUUAAUGUUCGCAAGCAUGUCAGACAGCGGUCUCUCCCAUGUGAAUCAUCAGAAUGUGUUGCAGUUCUCCCAGGAGAUCUAAUACUCUGUUUUCAGGAAGGCAAAGAGCAGGCUCUUUACUUUGAUGCCCAUGUUAUUGAUUCACAAAGACGGAGACAUGAUGUAAGAGGGUGCCGUUGUAGGUUUUUGGUGCGUUAUGAUCAUGAUCAGUCUGAGGAAAUUGUGCCUCUGAGAAAGGUUUGCCGACGGCCUGAAACUGAUUACAGGUUGCAGCAACUUCAUGCUGUAAACGAGUCAGCAUCUGUUAAGCAGCAUAAAAUUGAUGCGGAUCCUUAUAUAGGCAGCACUUUGAGGGUCUAUCCUCCAAUUGAAACAGCACAAAAGCAGCAGAAACAAGAGGAACAUGCACAGGUAGCAGCAGUCCCCCCUGCUUCUCAUGCAAAAUUUCCUUCAGCCACCGAAACUAAUGUUCUGCAACCAAAAAUUGCUGAGACUGAAAGUGUUGGUAAUGUGGCAAAUUCAAAUGUCCAAUCGGGUAAUGUUGUCACGAGGAAUACUAGUAAUGUGGCGGGUUCAUGUGUCCCACCAGGUAAUGUUGUCACGACGAAUACUAGUAAUGCGGCAGGUUCAUGCGUCCCUUCGGGUAAUGUUGUCACAACGAAUACUAGUAAAGUGGCCGGUUCAUGCGUCCCUCCUGGUAAUGUUGUCACAACAAAUACUAAUAAAGUGGCGGAUUCAUGCGGCCCUCCGGGUAAUGUUGUCACGACCAAUACUAGUAAUGCAGUGGGUUCAUGCGUUCCUCCGGGUAAUGUUGCCAUACCGAGUGCUUCUAAUGUAGCAAAUUCAAACAUCCCACUGGGAAAUGUUGUCAUGACAAGUACUAGCAAUGCGGCAAAUUCAAACGUCCCACCGGAUAAUGUUGUCAUGGUGAGUGGUACUGCUAGAAGCAACACCAUCAGCGGCUCUGAUGAAAAUAUGCCACUAGGAUAGUAAUUGGAGUUUGACAGCUUUUUCAUUUUCCCUAUUUAGAUGGGUAAAAUUUGAUUGUUGGAAACUAGUUGUGACUUUUCCUCAAAUUGCUGCAAGUCAUAUAUUAGUUUAGAAAAAGCUUGGAAUCAUAAGACUCAUGUUAUUGUUGUAUUUACCGGAUUCAAAAUUUCAUUUAUGUUACCAUGUUUUGUACGAUAACUAGCGUCAUUGACUCUGGAAUCUGGACUCAUCUUUGAUCAA
Molecule: messenger RNA, 1895 nt
Organism: Cornus florida
Lineage: Eukaryota; Viridiplantae; Streptophyta; Magnoliopsida; Cornales; Cornaceae
Product: protein SAWADEE HOMEODOMAIN HOMOLOG 2
Exons: 9
Coding region: 159-1655 (498 amino acids)
Molecular function (GO): DNA binding; chromatin binding
Source: RefSeq, a predicted model, not a curated record